Messenger RNA from Monoraphidium neglectum, 1788 nucleotides. RefSeq lists its product as hypothetical. NCBI's taxonomy places the organism in Eukaryota, Viridiplantae, Chlorophyta, Chlorophyceae, Sphaeropleales, Selenastraceae. The record is from RefSeq and is a predicted model, not a curated record. Gene Ontology annotation, molecular function: ATP binding; ATP hydrolysis activity. Gene Ontology annotation, cellular component: preribosome, large subunit precursor. Gene Ontology annotation, biological process: rRNA processing; ribosomal large subunit assembly. The coding region runs from base 1 to 1788 and encodes 595 amino acids. The transcript has 5 exons.
AUGGAGCGCGCCGCGGCGGCGCUCGCGCAGCGGGAGCCGGUGCUGCUUGUCGGGGAGACGGGCACUGGCAAGACCACCACUCUGUCGCACCUCGCCAACCUGACCGGCUCCAAGCUGGUGGCGUUCAACCUGAGCCAGCAGACAGACAGCUCAGACCUGCUCGGCGGCUUCAAGCCCGUUGGCGCGCAGGAGAGCCUGCUGCCCCUGCUGGCGCCCUUCCAGGACCUGGUCCGCCGCACCUGGACCAAGGGCAACAACGAGGAGUUCCUGGGCCGCGCAGCCAAGUAUGCCGAGCGCCGCAAGUGGAGCCACCUGCUGGCCGCACUCAAGACGGGGCUCUCGAAGGUGCUGCCGCUGCUGGGCGCCGCAGCCGAGGGCGACGAUGGCACGAGCGCAGACGGCGGCGCCGGCGGGGCCGCGGCGGUGCAAGGGGGGGACGAGGAGAUGGCAGAUGCGGGCGAGGAGCGCGCGCGGAGCCACGAGACCGCAAGCACGUCGCAGCCCGCGGGCGGCGGCGGCAGCGGCGUGGGCAGGAAGGGCGCGCGCGGCCGCGGCCGCGGCGCCGGCAAGGCCGCGACGGCCCCCGCGGCUGCGGCGGCGGCGUCGGACGCGGCCCCCCGCAAGCGGCGCAAGGUUGGCGUCGUGCUCACCGACGCGCUCCGCGCCGCCUGGCGCCGCUUCGCCGCCGACCUCUCCGCCGCCGAGCGCGCCGCCGCCGCCGCCGAGGGCGGCUUUGCCUUUGCCUUCGUGGAAGGAGCCCUCGUUUCCGCGCUGCGCGAGGGAUGGUGGCUUCUCUUGGACGAGAUCAACCUCGCGCCGCCCGAGGUUCUGGAGCGCAUCGCCGGCGUCCUAGAGACCUCCUCCUCGGCCUCGGCCGCAACUUCGGAAUCCUCAAACGGCGCUGACGGAGAGGCGGAGGCCAGCGGGCUGCUGCUCGUGGAGCGCGGCGACGCGGCGGCCGUGCCGAGGCAUCCGGGGUUCAGGCUAGUCGCGGCGAUGAACCCCGCGACGGACGCGGGCAAGCACGACCUGCCGCCGAGGCUGCGGGGGCGCUUCACUGAGCUGUGGGUGUCGGAGCCGCGGCAGAGGGCCGACCAGGCGGCGCUGGUGGCGGGGUACUUGGCGGGCGCGGCGCCCAACCCGCCUGUGGACGCGGUGGUGGACUUCUACAGGGCGGCCAAGGCUGAGGCGGAGGCGAGCCUGACCGACGGCUCCGGCCAGCGGCCCGCCUACUCCCUGCGCACCCUCUGCCGCGCCCUGGACUACGCCCGGACUGCCGCCCCGGCCUACGGACUGCAGCGCGCGCUCGCCGACGGACUGGCCAUGUCCUUCUCGACGCAGCUGUCCCCGGAGUCAGCGCCGCGCAUGGAGCAGCUGCUGCUGCAGGCGGCCAUGCCGGGCACCAAGCCCGCCGCCGCCGCCAAGGCGCUGUCCCGCGCGCCCGCGCCCCCGCCCGGCGGCGCCGAGACCCACGUGCUGUUCGAGAGCUUCUGGCUCGAGCGCGGCCCGCUGGCGCCGCCGGCGGGCGGCGCGGAGGACGACGGGGCGGCGCGGCGGUUUGUGCUGACGCCGAGCGUGAGGAAGCACCUCGCGAACCUGGCGCGGGCGGCGCUCGUGCGCAAGCACCCCAUCCUGCUGCAGGUGCGGCUGCUGCUGCGGCUGCUGCCGCCGCUGCUGCUGCUGCUGCUGCUGCUGCUGCUGCUGCUGCUGCUGCUGCUGCUGCUGCUGCUGCUGCUGCUGCUGCUGAGCCCAUCCGCGCAUGCGCCACUCAAGCGACUGCCUUUUUAA